CAGGUGGCAGGGCGAGAGCAAGGGUUCUGACAGCAUCCCAGUGCCUCCGCCCGGGCGGAAAGAGAGGAAGAAGCGCACAGAGGGGGUGUGGCCACCCACCGUCUGAAAAGCCAAGGUCCUGCCUGCCUGCUGUUGCCCCAGGGCCCAUCGCCUGCCCACGUGUAACUAGUGUCACAGACGGACUGGCAAGCUGCUGUUGACAGCGUCCUGCAGUCUCACGAGAGUUCACCGACACUCAACGUGAGAACACACACAGGACGAUCUUCUUGUGGACAUGAUAGGACACCAAGUGCCCAGCACCAUGGCAGGGAGGAGGAAACCAGAGCCGAAGGGGCCAGGAACAGAGUGAGGCUGUGUUUGGCCCUAGCCCAGAGUGUGUGGAGGGGCAUGGUGCCAAGUGAGUCCACAGAGGGAAGGAGGAGGCAGCACUGAAUAACCAGUAAAGGUUUGGGGAGCCACAGGUUUCCGGAAGACUCUGGUGGAGCGGAAGGGAAACAGGAGUGGCCUGGCCGCGCCCCACCCUAGGUUGUCUGCAGAGGUAACCAGGCUCCGGAAAGAGUGUCAGCAGAAGCUGAUGGAGACUGGAGCUGUGGAGUCAAGGACUCGAGAUGCCUAUGGUGCCACCAGUUGCCUCCCCAACAAGGGGACCCUGGCUAAGAGCAGGAGCAACUUCAAAGACUUGAUGUCCAAGCUGACGGAAGGCCAGUACGUGCUGUGCCGGUGGACAGAUGGCCUGUAUUACCUUGGGAAGAUCAAGAGGGUCAGCAGCUCUAAGCAAAGCUGUCUUGUGACUUUUGAAGAUAAUUCCAAAUACUGGGUCCUGUGGAAGGAUAUACAGCACGCUGGUGUGCCAGGGGAGGAGCCCAAGUGUGACAUCUGCCUGGGGAAGACAUCAGGGCCUCUGAAUGAGAUCCUCAUCUGUGGGAAGUGUGGCCUGGGUUACCACCAGCAGUGCCACAUCCCGGUGGCAGGCAGUGCGGACCGGCCGCAGCUCACUCCCUGGUUCUGCAGACGUUGCAUUUUCGCCCUAGCUGUGCGGAAAGGCGGCGCGCUGAAGAAAGGGGCCAUCGCGCGGACUCUGCAGGCCGUGAAGAUGGUGCUGUCCUACCAGCCCGAGGAGCUCGAGUGGGACUCGCCCCACCGCACCAACCAGCAGCAGUGCUACUGCUACUGUGGCGGCCCCGGAGAGUGGUACCUGCGCAUGUUGCAAUGUUACCGGUGCAGGCAGUGGUUCCAUGAGGCCUGCACACAGUGCCUCAAUGAGCCCAUGAUGUUUGGAGACCGGUUUUAUUUGUUUCUCUGCUCCGUGUGUAACCAGGGUCCAGAGUACAUCGAGAGACUGCCCCUGCGAUGGGUAGACGUUGUUCACCUGGCCCUUUAUAACCUGGGCGUGCAGAGCAAGAAGAAGUACUUUGACUUUGAGGAGAUUCUAGCCUUUGUCAACCAUCACUGGGAGCUCCUGCAACUUGGCAAGCUUACUAGCACCCCUGUGACAGAUCGAGGACCGCAUCUCCUCAAUGCUCUGAACAGUUACAAAAGCCGGUUCCUGUGUGGGAAGGAGAUCAAGAAGAAGAAGUGCAUCUUCCGCCUGCGCAUCCGCGUCCCGCCCAACCCACCUGGAAAGCUGCUCCCUGACAAGGGGCUGGUGCCCAGUGACCGAGGAGCCUCUCAGCUGCUGCCGCUGCGUAAGAGAGGAGCGAGCAAGCCUGGUUUGUUGCCUCACGAAUUCCAGCAGCAGAAAAGGCGAGUUUAUAGAAGAAAAAGAUCAAAGUUUUUGCUGGAAGAUGCUAUUCCCAGUAGUGACUUCACCUCGGCCUGGAGCACUAACCAUCACUUGGCCAGCAUAUUCGACUUCACUCUGGAUGAAAUCCAGAGUUUAAAAAGUGCCAGCUCAGGCCAGACCUUCUUCUCAGACAUGGACUUUACUGAUGCUGCCAGCACCUCUGGCUCUGCCUCCACCAGCCUCUCCUAUGACUCCAGGCGGACAGUGGGCAGCCGCAAGAGGAAGCUGGCAGCCAAAGCAUACGUGCCCCUGCGGGCAAAACGGCGGGCAGCAGAGCUGGGUGGCUGCUGCCCCUCAGACAGCAGUGCAGAGGGGCCUUCAUUCCCUGAGCAGCCAGACGAAGGCAUUGACAGCCACACGUUUGAGAGCAUCAGUGAAGAUGACUCGUCCUUGUCCCACCUCAAGUCAUCCAUCACAAACUACUUUGGUGCAGCUGGACGGUUAGCCUGUGGGGAGAAGUACCAAGUGCUGGCUCGGAGGGUCACUCCAGAGGGCAAGGUUCAGUAUUUGGUGGAAUGGGAAGGGACCACCCCUUACUGACCACCCUUUAGGGGCUGCUCAGAGCCCUGAAAACCAAAGGAGGGAUAGCAGAAGCCAUAGGCUCCCUGUUUUCUCCAGGCUGGAGGUGAGGAGGGAAAUAGGAUGGAGCCCAAAGUGCCUGGCAGAAGUCUCUGGCUGCUGCCCACCAGGCCAAGGCCUGUGUGCUGCUGUGCUAAUUGCCUGUGUCUUUCAAGGUCCCACUGGUUCUGUUUGGUAUUUCUCCACACGUCACACCCCCAAACUGUUACUCUGAAUUCAUGUCCUCAUGGCUGUGACCCUUAACCCUGAAUCUGUUUCUCUUUGUCCUGAGUCCUCCAUCCCUUCACCUUAACCCAUUUGGGGUGUUAGUGUGUUUACACAUCUUCCAUGUGCACAUUUGUCCCUCACUGGAUAUCAUUUACACCUGACCAAUGGGGAUAGAUUCUUGCUGGGGCCUCACCGAGAGCAGGUACUCCUGAGAGAGGAGUAGGGUGGAACCCCUCUCUGCCUGUUUGUGCCAGGCCCUUGUCUUCACCUCUGGGAAACCUCAUGACAGAGGCUUGGGACCCAAGGCCUGGAGAGCAAUGAUCUGGGUCUGCGCUGAAAUAACCGGCAUUAGGACCCUUUAUGAAGGCUGAGAGGGAAAGCUGCCAGCAUCAGCUCUACAGAUUGCAGAAAUUUGUCUGUCCCUAGCCAUCCCCUUCACUAUGGUGAUGGAGCAGGUCCUGCCUCACUGGCAUAGAGAGGUCCUUGUACACCAGAGGAACUAGUAGGAGGGGGAGGUAGAAUGAGAAGCCUUGGCAGACUAAAUCUCAGACCCACCACAUAGCACAACACAACAUGGCCUCAUGCCAUGUAAACAUACACAGCCACACAGGGUCAGUCUAGAUUCUGCCUUUGCCUCUCUCUUGGCCUUUUCCAUGGGCACAUGCUACAACUAACAUGAAAGCUCAGCCCUUGCUCCCUUCUUCCUUCCUGUGAACCAGCUGUGGACCCACGGGAAACGUGGAGAACUCAUGCAUACUGUGUUGUGUGUCACCUGCUUCACUCGGACACUGAUAAUUACUUCUGGGGACAGGUUGGGAUUUUUCAAGGACCUGAGUCAUUUGGUCCCCUUGAAAGAAAGCUUGUCAUUGAGGGUGUUAACAGAAUCUUAGAAGGGACAUUUAACUCAGCUCCAUUUGGAGGGAAACUAAAAUUAGGAGGGGCAAGUACCCCUUAUUUUUGCUGCUUCUGUAUUAAAAAUGGACUCACUUGAUUGGAAAAUGGAAAUAAGUGCCUUUGGGGGAGGGUAGAGGCACCAGAUUGGAACCAGCCUUACCCAACUGCUGCCAUGGCCUCUGGCUGGCUAGAUUUUGAAGGCUGCCAGCUGGAAGGCGAAGGUGGGUAGAACAGAGGCCACAGUGGGACAGCAGGCCUGAGGAACUGACUUCAAACUAUGACUCAGCUUGAACUCUCCCCACUUGUGAUCAUUCAGGGUGCCCUUGAUAUAGGCUAGAUGCCACCUGCCUUAAAUGUACGCAACUAUAGUGCCUUUCACAGUGCCUUUGCCUCAUAUCCUGUGCACAGCAUGUCCACGUCCCUCUAUUUCCUUGCCAUGGCCCAGGCAGGCAUGUGGGCAUUGGGCCCAGUCCUCAGCCUCACAGCUGCUGCCACUAAGGCUCCUGAGUGAGGCCAGGCAGAAGAGGAGAAGCCAGCUCCAAGCCCAGCAGGGAUGUGGGCUGUGGAGCCUAGUCUGGCUUCAAAACAACCUUCAAGGUUUAAUUUCCAGGUUUCUGCAAUAGCCAGAGAGCAAGGCCUGCCCCGGUGUGUGUACCUUCACUGAUGUGUCGUAUAGGGAAAGGCCUGCCCCGGUGUGUCUCCUUCACUGAUGUGCUCCAGAAAAGCUUUGGGUCCAUGGAGCUGAGCAGUGUGGAAGGUACAGCCCCACUAAGGAAGAAAGCACAAGGCCCAACCAGGUCACCUGACUCCUUACCAGAUAAUAGCUACAUUACUGCCAACUGACCUUGUAAAUCUGUGCACCUUUGAAAAGAAACAUGGUUUUGAAUUGCUGCUUUUAAUAACAUUUGUUAUAUUAAAGUUAUAAAUUAA
Molecule: messenger RNA, 4393 nt
Organism: Jaculus jaculus (lesser Egyptian jerboa)
Lineage: Eukaryota; Metazoa; Chordata; Mammalia; Rodentia; Dipodidae
Gene: Phf19
Product: PHD finger protein 19
Exons: 15
Coding region: 575-2323 (582 amino acids)
Biological process (GO): chromatin organization; regulation of DNA-templated transcription
Cellular component (GO): nucleus
Molecular function (GO): chromatin binding; DNA binding
Source: RefSeq, a predicted model, not a curated record